Molecule: messenger RNA, 396 nt
Organism: Psilocybe cubensis
Lineage: Eukaryota; Fungi; Basidiomycota; Agaricomycetes; Agaricales; Agrocybaceae
Exons: 4
Coding region: 1-396 (131 amino acids)
Source: RefSeq, a predicted model, not a curated record
AUGGCAAGACGUGCUGCCUCCAAAGCUUUCAAACAUAUCAAUCGUCCCUUGUAUUUAAGGCGUCGACAAGCAUACUAUGAGGCAUAUCGAGAUGUCGAAAAGCGCAAGUCAGCAGAACGAUCGCGUAGGCGUAAAAAUUUGCCUGAAGAUGAGCUCGCCGCUGCUCGACAGAAGCAUAGAGAAGCACAGGCUCGUUACAGGGCCAAAAACCGCACACUUCUCAAUGCAAAAGCAAAAAUAUAUUACAGACGACGUAAACUUAAAGCUGAAAAGGCGCAAAGGGGGGAGGAGAGUGAAGAAGAGCUCGACGACGAAGCAGAAUGGAUCCGAUUGAGUGCCAUGGCCGAAGAGAUUUCAGAGGAGGAAUGGCUCCGCAGGCACGGAAGGCCAUUAUGA